Molecule: messenger RNA, 132 nt
Organism: Tuber aestivum (summer truffle)
Lineage: Eukaryota; Fungi; Ascomycota; Pezizomycetes; Pezizales; Tuberaceae
Source: the annotation of a GenBank genome assembly
AUGCACCGGCGACAGCUGGAGGGUUCCGAGAAGACUCUUGGACCAGACCACCCGAGCACCCUAACAAGUCUCGGCAACCUAGCCAGUGUGUUAGAAUCGCAAGGAAAGUACGAUGAAUCAGAGGCGAUGAAU